Molecule: messenger RNA, 2480 nt
Organism: Triticum dicoccoides
Lineage: Eukaryota; Viridiplantae; Streptophyta; Magnoliopsida; Poales; Poaceae
Exons: 2
Coding region: 62-685 (207 amino acids)
Source: RefSeq, a predicted model, not a curated record
UGCGGCAGAUCACCGCUGGCACCAUCGGCCGCAACCAGCAUCUCCGCUGCCUUGUGCGGUCAUGCCAGCAGCGAGCGGCUCGAUGGAGAGUGCUGUGGAAAUCCCCAGGCCGAUGCCCACUUGUUGCCGUGCUGUGCUGCUGCUGCUUCUCUUCCCAUGCUUCGGUGCCAAGCCACUGCUGCUGCUCCCCACUUUGCUACGGUGCAGGCUAAGAGCUGAUGCUGCUUCUCCUCUCCCCACGCGCUCCUCCCUCCUCUACAAGGACACGUGCUCAAAGGCACAACUCUGGCGUUCGUCCAUGGGCGAGAUCCUCGGCCGCGCGCUACCUCGUCAUCGCCUUAUCCGCGCUCGCCUCCAGCGCCGUGCUUGGAGAGGACCAGAUUAUCCGUGCCGGAAGAGCAACAAGGCCGGCGGGGGCAGAGCCACGGCGACCUCCGCCGGAGCAACACCGGCGGCGGGAGCUCCAUCUCCGCCUCAAGUCUUCCCGCCCAGAUAUGUGCUCGGUCAGGGUGAACUGAGCAGGGCAGGGGCAGUUUGGACAUUUUACAGUGGGCCCAUCUUGCCAGGGGCAAAUCAUCAAGUUUGUGUCAAUGGUAUGGCAAAAGAUCAAUGUCAGCGAAAACAAGGGCAAAUACUAGAAGUGCAAGCAAAGGUGGGGCAAAUCCUCAAAUUCCCCUUAAAAUAGAGACCGAGAGAGAAUCGAGAGAGACAACUAAUGAUUCCAGUGUUCUUUAUUAAUCAUGGAUGUACACUAAUGAUUCCAGUUUUGAAUAACCUUCUUUUUUCCUUUUUUCUUUUUAUUAGAAAGUUGCAACGGAGGCAUGUAGUAAUGACCGUGAUUUACAUAUCAUUUCAUUGUUAAUAUGCUUACAUAUCGAAAUUGAAUUUUAGCUGCCAAUUAAAUUAAGGUACAAGAUCUUUCUUUUUUGAGAAUAGUUAAGGUACAAGAUCCGUGUCAGGCUGCUGAUACUACACACACUUUGGCCGCCCUAUACAGACGCCAGCGGCCCGUGGGCCCAUCACUCGUUUCUACCUUAUCCUUUUUUUUAAUCUUUCCAUCUCUCCGUCCACCCGUUCUUAGUCAGCUUAAUAUUUUCCCUCCUGGUCCUACUUCGGCAGCACACACCGCCCCCUUCGCCACACCGACACUUCUCUUCCUAAAUGAUUGAUCAAAUGCAGAGCCCAUCGCUUCUCUUCUCCCAGCUCAUCGGACAUCCUUCGCCAGGAAGGCCAAUGGCUACAGCAAUGGCGAAGAUAGACUGCGACAAGGCGACAGUGGAUGUGUUGCCACCGCUGAAAACCUGUGUUGCGGGCGGAUAGUGGCAAUGAGCCUUGAUGUCGGGUAGGGACCCUAAGUUGCCCAAUCUUUCACACUUGGAGGGGGCCUAGCCAAACACUCAAGCACAAGAAGGAAAUUCACUCAAGACAAGAUCCAAAUCACACAUCCACUAAAUUUGCAAACAUGCAAGAUCCACAAGAUUACAAGGUCAAUAAGAGGAAAAGAGUGUCAAGGUAGUACUUCCCAAAUCCUAAGGAGAUGGGAGCUGGAUGAUCUCAAGAGAUUCUUCUCCCAUGGGAGGUGUUGGUGAUCCUAUGAUGUGGAUCCUUCUCCCUUAGGAGGGUUAUGAUAAUCUUGAGAGAUUCUUCUCCCUUAGGAGGGCUUGAUCCUCUAGGAUUCAAGGAGCAUUGUUUUCUCAAUUUAGUUCAAUAUAAUUUGCUAACCAUAGAAUGGAGGUAGGGGCGACUAUUUAUAGUACAAGUGCAUUUGUGGCGAAAGAGGGGGGAUUACAUGACCUCAAAGGGCCAAGAUACGCACAUGCAUGUCCAGAAUGUCUGGGUAGCUACCUGGAUUGUCCGGGCAAUGGCCGGAUGAUCCGGGUAGGUACCUGGAUGGCCCGGGCCCGAUUCGAUUGUUUCAUGCUACUAUAUUAUUACUUUUAUAUACUUUUUAUAACAAAAGGCUAACAUAUUAAUUCAGUGCCGAGUGCCAGUUAUUGUUUUGUGCAUGUUUUUGACUUUACAGAAAAUUAAUAUCUACGGAGCUCAAAAAACCUGGAUUUAAUACAAUUUUUUUCGAGUCACGAAGGUUCGAGAAAAGCACCGAAGGGAAUGAGAGGAGCUACAGGGGCCCCACACGUCCACCUGGCACGGCCAGGGCCUUGGCCGCACCCCUAGGUCGUGUCGGGCCCUGUCCACCGCCUUACGUCUAGUCUUCCACCUAUAAAUUCCAUAUUUUGUGAAGCCCUUCGCAAGAUUUUUCUCUGAAUUUUUUUGCCAUCGCAAGCGUCUAUUCCGAGGAGAUUCAAUCUAGAGGCCUGUUCAGGUACUCUACAGGAGGGGGAUCCAUUACCGGUGUUGGUGUCUAAGAACCCGACAUUGCACUAUUGUAGGAACGCCUAGCAGUGGCAGGUGCAAAAAGGCCAUAAGUUGCGGGCCAGGCUCCUAGGGCCGCCGCCACCGACCUCCCAUGCUAACAUUUC